This is a messenger RNA of Psilocybe cubensis, 1287 nucleotides long. RefSeq lists its product as uncharacterized. The transcript has 3 exons. Gene Ontology annotation, cellular component: cytoplasm. The coding region runs from base 1 to 1287 and encodes 428 amino acids. The record is from RefSeq and is a predicted model, not a curated record. Gene Ontology annotation, molecular function: guanyl-nucleotide exchange factor activity. NCBI's taxonomy places the organism in Eukaryota, Fungi, Basidiomycota, Agaricomycetes, Agaricales, Agrocybaceae.
AUGCAGGCAACGCAGCAUGUACAAGUCGUGCCCUAUCUUAAUCAGCUGCCUUCCCCUCCUCAACAUCAUCGACCGGGGCUAGUUCCCUUUGCAUGGGGUGCAGGAAACUUUGGUCAGCUAGGAAUGGGUGCUGAUGCUCUCGGUGAUUUUUCCAAACCCAAGAAAAAUGCUUGGGCAAUCAAACAGAUGGAAAAUGAUGUGUUCGGUGAUGACAAUGGUGGGAUUGAAUCUGUCGUGGCCGGUGGCAUUCCGGACCGUGAAAAUCCCGGUUCCUUCUUGAGCGUUGACGAUCUAAGCGCCGUGCCUCAUCCCUUGCAGUCACUGGUUGACGAGGGUUUCCGUGCUGUUAAGGCUGCUUCUGGUGAUAAUAUUUGCGCCGCAGUCAGCGACAAAGGUGAAUUACGAGUGUGGGGCUCAUUCCGAGCCAAUGAAGGAUCUCUCGGUUUCUCCAGCGGACUUCGACAUCAAUUUAAGCCUGUGCCCAUUCUAGAACUUAGCCGUAGACCUGGAGAUUUUGAGAGGGUCUCCUCAAUCGCUGCAGGAGAUAACCACCUGCUUGUGCUAACAACGCACAGACACAUCUACUCUUGGGGAGCUGGAGAGGACUAUGAACUAGGAAGAAGGGUCUUGGAGCGUCAUAAGAUUCAUGGCACAGUACCAGAGAAAGUCAUUCUUGGAACACAAACUCGCAAGGCUACUCUUGUCGGCGCUGGAAACUUUCAUUCUUUUGCUGUUGACGAGACAGGCGACGUCUGGGGAUGGGGACUGAACAGCAUGGGCCAAACGGGAACAGGCUAUGCUUCGUCAGAGGACUCUGUCGUGCAACUGCCCAAGAAGAUUCAGAGGCUGAGCAAACAAAUGCUUGGUAAUGACUCUGUGAUUCAAAUUGCCGGAGGUUACCACCAUACUCUAUUCCUACUGAAAUCAGGGAAGGUCUAUUCAUGUGGUCGUUCAGACAGUGGUCAACUUGUACUUCCUGCUGACCACCCGACUUUCAACGAUAGGACACAUCCUGACUUUGUUUCGGAACCUGUGCUGGUUUCUUUCCCAGAUCCUGGCGAUCCAGUCGUUCAGAUAUCAUGUGGUGUUCAUAACAACUCGGCUGUGACAAGAGGAGGAGCACUGUACUCGUGGGGACAGGGGAUUCAAGGAGAACUAGGUCUAGGAGAUAAGAAAGAAGCAGAAACACCACAACUUGUAGUGCGCAAAGACGGUGGCUCAUGGUUUGCUGCAGCCAUAUCAUGCGGCGGCCAACACUCGAUAGGACUUUUCCGGAGCAAGAAAUAA